This is a messenger RNA of Lodderomyces beijingensis, 1662 nucleotides long. NCBI's taxonomy places the organism in Eukaryota, Fungi, Ascomycota, Pichiomycetes, Serinales, Debaryomycetaceae. The record is from the annotation of a GenBank genome assembly.
AUGUCUCCAGAGCACUCAUCGAAUGCUUCCACGUCGGAGGCUCAUGAUAUCGAAGCCAAAUACGAGCCCGCGCUACCAGUCGACGGCGUAGAAGGAGAUAACCAGCAACAGCCUGUAACCGCCACUUCACCAGGAAAGAAGCCAUUUAACCUUUCCAUUGUUACAACUUGCUUGUUGAUUAGUUUUGGUGGCUAUGUGUUUGGGUUUGACACGGGAACCAUUUCAGGUUUCAUCAAUAUGGACGAUUUCAAAGCCAGGUUCGGCCAAAGAAACGAUGCUGGCGAGUACUAUUUUUCAAACGUGAGAACAGGGUUGAUUGUCGGUUUAUUCAACGCCGGUUGUGCCCUUGGUGCGCUUUUCCUCUCCAAGAUUGGUGAUAUAUACGGUCGUCGUUUAGGUAUAAUGACUGCCAUGAUUCUUUACAUUGUGGGUUUGAUUGUGCAAAUUUCAUCGUCGCAUAAAUGGUACCAAUUGACUGUGGGCAGAAUCUUGACGGGUGUCGCCGUUGGUUGUUUAUCCGUGUUGUGCCCCUUGUUCAUUUCCGAAGUUUCGCCAAAACACUUGAGAGGUACCUUGGUGUGUUGUUUCCAGUUGAUGAUCACUUUGGGUAUCUUUUUGGGUUAUUGCACCACCUACGGUACUAAGACCUAUUCUGACUCAAGACAAUGGAGAAUCCCCUUGGGCUUGUGCUUUGCCUGGGCUCUCUUGUUGAUUGCUGGUUUGCUCCCCACGCCCGAGUCGCCCCGUUUCUUGGUUGGUAAGGAUAGAAUUGACGAGGCAAGAGUCGCAUUGGCUAAAGUCAACAAAUUGUCCCCCGAUGACCCUGAAUUGGACAAUGAAUUGCAGUUGAUCCAUGCUGGUGUUGAAAGGGAAAAGCUCGCGGGAUCUGCAGGAUGGAUGACUUUGAUCAAAGGUAAGCCAAGAAUCUUUGAAAGAGUGUUGGUCGGUGCCUUCUUACAGGCUUUGCAGCAAUUGACCGGUGACAAUUAUUUCUUCUACUACAGUACCACCAUUUUCAAAGCCGUUGGUUUGGAAGAUUCAUUUGAGACUUCGAUUGUUAUUGGUGUCAUCAACUUCGCCUCCACUUUUGUUGGUAUCUACGCCAUUGAGAAGUUGGGUAGGAGACAUUGUCUCUUGAUUGGUUCAGUGGCGAUGUCAAUCUGUUUCCUCAUUUACGCCUUGAUUGGCUCACAGCAUCUUUACUAUCACGGAAGCAGCGGUCCAACCAGACACCCCGACGGUGACGCGAUGAUCUUUGUGACCUCGCUUUACAUUUUCUUCUUUGCCUCGACUUGGGCCGGUGGUGUUUACUCCGUCAUUUCCGAGUUGUAUCCAUUAAAAGUCAGGUCCAAGGCCAUGGGCGUUGCCAACGCGGCUAACUGGAUCUUUGGAUUCUUGAUUUCAUUCUUUACCUCAUUCAUCACCGGUGCAAUUCACUUCUACUAUGGGUUUGUGUUUAUGGGAUGCUUGGUAUUUUCGAUUUUCUUUGUUUACUUUACCGUGUACGAAACCAAAGGUCUCGGUUUGGAGGAAGUCGACGAGUUAUAUGCCAGCGGUGUUUUAGCUUGGAAAUCCUCGAGCUGGGUUCCACCUCCAGAAGAAGAAAUGGCCCAUGCCACUGGUUACGCUGCCUACAGCAAACCAGAGGAAGAGCAUGUCUAA